Octopus bimaculoides (California two-spot octopus) is the source of this 1566-nucleotide messenger RNA. RefSeq names its product alpha-ketoglutarate-dependent dioxygenase alkB homolog 3. NCBI's taxonomy places the organism in Eukaryota, Metazoa, Mollusca, Cephalopoda, Octopoda, Octopodidae. The record is from RefSeq and is a predicted model, not a curated record. Gene Ontology annotation, biological process: DNA alkylation repair. Gene Ontology annotation, cellular component: nucleoplasm; mitochondrion. Gene Ontology annotation, molecular function: dioxygenase activity.
AAAAUAAGUUUACCUAUUGUAAAACAAUUUUUCUUUAUUUUCUUUAUUUCCCCAAAAUGUGUUUGGCGUUGUUUAAAACAUAAAUUAGGUUCCCAUUUUUACUUCAUUUAGAUCUCUUUGAGAUAUGAGUUCUGACAAACGACGUCGGGCUCGAAUACAAGGAGGAUGGUCAUCAGCUUCUAACAAUAACACUGGUAAGAAAUUACCACAACCUAAACGCCCUCCAGUAUCAUUUAACGCUCAAGAUAGCAAAGAAGACAGUUCAAAACAAGAAGAAUACACACAAUUUUUAUUUACUGGAUCUUCUAAUAAAUUCAGAGAGAAACCACCAGUAAAAACUAUCACAGAACAUGGAAUACAUGAUAUUAGUGCCAGUGAAAAUGGUGUGUCAAGGAUCCGUUUCUUCCCCAGUUUUAUUGAAGAGAAAGAAGCAGAUAGGAUAUUCAGAACUCUCCUCCACGAUCUUCCAUGGAAACAAGCAAGUGAUGUGUUACCAAAUGGUUCCAAAUUUCUGCAACCCCGUCUGACAGCUUGGUAUGGAGAUUUACCCUACACUUACUCAGGACAAACUCAUCAACCUAAUGCCAAGUGGCAUCCUAUGUUACAAACUGUUCGAGAACAUUUGCAGCAAUCUCUGGGUAUUUUAUUCAACUCUAUGUUGGCAAACCUCUAUCGAGAUGGUCAUGAUAGUGUUGGUUGGCACACAGACAAAAAUCCUGCCAUUGGUGAUCAGCCUACAAUAGCAUCGCUAUCUUUUGGUGAUGACAGAAUGUUUGAACUUCGGAGAAAUCCUCCUCCUGAAGAAAAUGGAGAUUAUACCUAUAUGGAACAUGUAAAUGUACCAGUCACUAAUGGUUGUCUUCUCACUAUGGAAGGAGCUUUACAACAUGAUUGGCAGCAUCGAGUUCCAAAGGAGUACCACGAGCGUGGAGCUAGGAUUAACCUUACUUUCAGACUGACUAUUCCAGGAUAAAAUAUGAUUCAAGAUUUUUCUGAGAAACAAAAAUUUGGUCAACAUGUUAAAACUGAGGUGCCAACAAAGAGAACUAGGCUCAUAUCCAACAAGCUUCUCACAUUUUUAUUCUCUCCUUAUUUAAAAUGUAAACAUGUCUUUUAUUGUAUAUACUUUGGCAAAAUUAUCAUGCUGGAUUUUGUUGAGAUUUAUUAAUAUUAAUCUCAAAUCAAAAAAUGUGCUUAUUUUUUCAUCUGUUAUCUACCCCUAACCUUCAUCUUCUUUGCAAAAUAUUUUGAUUAACUGAAUUAAUAAAAUUUUUCAAGAUGAGAUAAACUGAAUAGUGUUGUCAUUCAGCUCCAAGUCAGCCCUGAUUGUGCAAACCUGCAUAUAAUCGAAGGUGUUCCUGCUUUAUCCCAUCUUUUUGUACAUUCAGAGAUACAUUCUCAAAUGUGCAUCCUUUUGUAUUGAAGAUACUAAUUUAUGAUUUGAAGGGAUAUUUGGUUGCUGUUUAUGGCAGUGAUCUUGUUGGCUUGCAUUAUCAAAAUAGCAUUUCUUUGGCCUGAAUACAUUUUUUGUAUAAUUCAGUUAAAUAAAGACCCAGACUAAAUGCA